AGUCGAACCUGGAGCAGUGACAGAUGAAUUGUCGAAAAUAGAGGAAAAGGGAACGCGGGCGACUCUCCCGUGCACAUACAAAAACAUGUUUCCUAAAGGCAAAAGCUCCGUCGUGCCAUCGGAUGGUCAAGCUCGGGAAAAGUUAGCUUUGUAUGUUUAUGAGUAUUUGUUACACAUUGGUGCUCAGAAAUCUGCUCAGACUUUCCUGUCAGAGAUUCGAUGGGAAAAGAACAUCACGCUGGGAGACCCCCCUGGGUUCCUGCAUUCCUGGUGGUGUGUUUUUUGGGACCUCUACUGUGCAGCUCCAGAGAGGAGAGACACAUGUGAACAUUCAAGCGAAGCCAAGGCUUUCCAUGAUUAUAGUGCUGCUGCAGCCCCCAGUCCAGUUCUUGGGAAUAUGCCACCAGGAGAUGGGAUGCCCGGUGGACCAAUGCCUCCUGGAUUCUUCCAGGGCCCUCCAGGCUCGCAGGCGUCCCCUCACGCUCCUCCCCCCCCUAACAGCAUGAUGGGACCCCACGGCCAGCCGUUCAUGUCCCCUCGCUUUGGGGGAGGACCAAGACCCCCUAUCAGAAUGGGCAACCAGCCCCCAGGUGGAGUUCCAGCCGCCCAGCCAAUGCUCCCCAACAUGGAUCCUAGACUACAGGGGCCGAUGCAGAGGAUGAAUGUUCCUAGAGGAAUGGGUCCUAUGGGCCCCGGACCCCAGGGUUUUGGAGGAGGGAUGAGACCACCACACAACUCAAUGGGUCCUGGGAUGCCAGGAGUGAACAUGGGGCCUGGAAAUGGCAGACCACCGUGGCCAAAUCCAAAUGCCAACAAUAUGCCAUAUUCAUCACCAUCUCCUGGAGCAUAUGGUGGUCCACAAGGAGGGGGCCCUCCUGGAACACCUGGGAUUGUCCCCAGUCCAGCAGACUCCAACAACUCCAGUGAAAACCUGUACACCAUGAUAAACUCGGGAGGUGGAGGUCGCAACAACUUUCCCAUUGGCCCAGGCUCUGAGGGCCCUCUAGGGGCCAUGGCAGGAAUGGACCCGAUGCAUAUGAAUGGAGGUUCAGGAGACCUGGAUGGUCUUCCAAAGAACUCUCCUAACAACAUGAGUGGCAUGAGCAAUCCCCCCGGGACCCCCAGAGAUGAAGAUGUUGGAGGCAGCUACCUUCACUCCUUCCAGAAUGAGAAUUACUCUCCUUCCAUGACCAUGAGCGUCUGAUGCCAGUCUGUUUGCUCCAUUCUGGAAACUCACAGUUGGCCAUCAGUGACACAGACAGAGUACAUGUACAGCAAUUGGAAUUGGGUGGGACUGACCUGCAUCCUCACAAGUGGUCUCAUGCAAUAUCAAUAUCAUUUUUGUUGUUACUUUUUUUUUUUUUUUUUUUCAAUGGCUAGCAAAUCUUUUCUUCUCUCCAAGAGCUGAAGAUCUACAUGUGACUCAAUGCUCCUGGAUUUAGUUUUCUUGUUCCCCCCUCUGAGGCCAUCUCUUAUUAAGAAGCGAAGUAUGGUUACCGCUGACAUAAUUGCUGGAUGUGUGUACAUUUUGUGCCGAAGAGGAAUAGCCGCAGUUCACUCUCUCGAAAUCCGACAUCCAACUUCAGCAUGGUUUACACGUACCAAACUUCCUCCGACUUGACACUGAACUCUCAUAUGUGGCCUUGAAUUCUGUGAAUAUUUUAUUGCCUUUCGAUGACCUGUUUUGAUUUUUCUCCAUCAAGUGAUGAGAGAGUCCAGUCUUUUCUGAACACGGGAAGACUCACAGUUGUAUUUUCCUCAUACACUGUCAUUUUUGUUUCGUCUUCAAGCAUUAUUAAGCAGCUGCUUUUAAGGAAUAACUGCAUUGACGGGUCCCAUCCUGAAUAUGACUUACGAUUUCGUUUUUCUGCACUGAUUUCAUGUUUUUCUUGUUUAUUUCUUCUGAAAUGUAACUGCUGUCUCAAUCUUUGGUCAAAGACUGAAUGAUACGUCGAUCCUCUCAGAUGCUGACCCUUACAAACAUACUACCUACGAGACCUUCUCAGAGCUCUUUGGGCAGGUGACUGGAUUACGCACGCCUGGAUGCGUCUCUCUGCAAAAUGUUUGGCCGCUGUUGCGUUUUAAUUAUGUCAUAAUGAAUUUGUGAUGGUUAAAGAUUACCCAUAUCAUGUUUUUCUUCUUUUAUAUAUGUAAUUCCCUGCCAUGUGCCUCUUGUUUUAGCUCUGAAAUGGUUUGAUAUUGCCUCAAAAGGACAUCGCCUUGGUAAGCCAGACUCUAGUGUGUUUGGGGUUUUUUUUGUGUUAGGUUUUAUUUGAGCAACAUCAGACAAAGUAAUAAUACAGUUAGAAUGGUAACUUAUUCUAUUUAUACAGACAUUUGGUCAUUGUUUUACAUUUUAGUAGUUGUUUUGCACUGCUUUUUUUAGCUUGUGCAUCAUACUUAACUGUGGGCUGAAUAGGCUUGUUUGUAUAUUGACUACUAAAUUAUUUGGCUCCUUUCUAAGUUUUUUUGUAAUGUUUUUCAGUCAUUCAUACUAAUUCAAACAGGAAAGCAGAGUUUCAACCUGACUUCAGUUUCCAGCUUAUUGCUUUUAAAGAGAAAAGGGAAAGUUCAAUGUGAAGUUAACUUUGGAAAAUGAUGUAAAGCUGUUGAUGUUCCCCGACUUCUUUAGGGUAGCGUCUCUCCAGAGGGCCAAGAUCCAGCCAUUUGAUUUCCAUGUAAAUCAUUCUCUUUGAAUCAGUGAACCAGUUUCGAUGUAAGAUAAAGUUGUUCCCAAAUUGUC
Molecule: messenger RNA, 2743 nt
Organism: Danio rerio (zebrafish)
Lineage: Eukaryota; Metazoa; Chordata; Actinopteri; Cypriniformes; Danionidae
Source: RefSeq, a predicted model, not a curated record